GGCGAUGGGGUCACGGCUGCAAGGGCCCGUUGACGAGGGAAACAAUGGCCUGUUGGUUAAAAUUUGAUGGAAUGCGACCAGUGAGAGCCCUACGGGCCCCAACCUUCUGCCAUGUCCUGCCAUGCCCUGCCAUGCCCUGGAUAAUCCGUCAGCAAAAGCCGUCUUGGCUCCCCUGCCAUGGCAGCCAUGGCCCCGUGUUCGGGACUGUCUCGUCGUCUGCAGUGUCGAUCCUCCCGGACUGCAGACAGGUUGAGGCAGACAGGGUGGGCCAGCACAAACCCCAGAAUGGCUCAACGGGCGCCCCCUCCCCAGCGCCUUGCGGCGUGCAGACAGGACAAGUAAAACAGGCCCGCUCUCCGCGUGGCAUUUCGUGGCAUUCCGGCAUCUUGCCCAUCUCUCUUGUCCGCUCCCUCUCCGGUGUUUUGACUUCUCUGUUGCUUGUUUUCCCCCCGUCCAUGAGAACCCGGGCUCGCUGAGAGCGGAGCCCACCCGACCAGCCGGGUCACCAUGGCACAAUUGCCCUCCGGGGCCGAGGGCGUCCUUUCUGGCGUCCUCGUGUGGGCUUUCAUCUGUCUACUUGCCAACCUGUUGAUGUUAUGGCUGCUUGCGCAGGGCAAGGAGAAGGCCAGCUAUCUCUUCUUCAUAAGCUCCGCGGCACUCAUUGCAAACAGCACGAGCAUUGCUCAGCUAUUCAUGCUCAUAAAUAAUUACGAGGACAUAAUGUGGGACAGGCUUCGAUACUUGCAGUACUUGGCCAAGGCGGGCAUUCCUGCAAUCGUUGCGUUGAAUUCCUACGACACAGGCGCGGAUAAGGUCCUAUCGUCAAUGAGAUGGGCUUGCUUCAACAUCGAGGCCGGCCUCGCCUUUUGCUGGAGUUUCAAAUUGAUGCAGUCCGUCUAUGGCCUAGCAGAGUCUCCCUCAAUGAGACGUCCGCUUGUCUUGAUCAACCGAAUUGGCAAGCCGGUAGUUAUAGUCCUCCCUAUCAUCCAGGCUGGUCUUCUACAAUUGGCCCCCUUGAAGAAGUCUGCUUUUUGGUAUUGCUUUACUGCAGAUGUUCUUUACGUGCUCUCAUGUCUAGGGGGUCUCUUCAUGCUCGGGCUCAUUUUCCUGGAGUACAUCCAGACACGAAUGCUCCUCCGGAAGAUCCAAACCUCAGGGGCCAAGUUUGGCAGCCUUCAGCAGAGACCAAGCUCCAUACAUGAUAGAUGGUUGGUGGUGAGGGUGACUGUUCCUAUGGUUUUCCUCAGUGCCUUCGAGGGGUAUAAUAUCUUUGUCCAGCUGAACUAUAACCACAUGGACAUUUCCGACUCUCUCACCACGGAGCCGGACCUCUCAGCCAGCAAGGCUCAAACCAUCAUAGCAUCAUUUAUACCGGGAUGUGUGGCAGGUCUUUUCCUCCUCAUUUGUUUCGGCACAACACGCCAGUUCCGGAGGAAGCUGUACAAGACUUUCGUACCGAUAAGGUUCCAGCGAGCCAGAUCAGAUCAGUCAAUGACCUCCUCGAGGGCAUCCUACGCGGCAAUGGACGACGAUCCGGGUGUGUUGUCUCGUCAGAGGAGAUUGUCAAUGGAGAGGAAGAUGGAAAUUCAGGUGACUACGGAGGUGGAGAUUAAGCUGGAGGUACUUGACAAGCCUGCGCCAGUGGAGUACAGUGCUGAUUCACACAACUGGGAUGAUGUUUCACCAAUACUACCCGGUCGGAGUCGGGGCCAUGGAGGUGGCAUGCUUCAUUUAUGAGUACAGCAAUGAUACUAAGUAUGAAAUUAUCAAACUAUGAAUAUUGGUGUA
Molecule: messenger RNA, 1788 nt
Organism: Diaporthe batatas
Lineage: Eukaryota; Fungi; Ascomycota; Sordariomycetes; Diaporthales; Diaporthaceae
Exons: 6
Coding region: 508-1737 (409 amino acids)
Source: RefSeq, a predicted model, not a curated record